Molecule: messenger RNA, 761 nt
Organism: Mesorhabditis spiculigera
Lineage: Eukaryota; Metazoa; Nematoda; Chromadorea; Rhabditida; Rhabditidae
Source: the annotation of a GenBank genome assembly
AUGCGGCUUCUCGUCCAGUCGGGGGUGCUACUGCUCGCGCUUUUCGCCGGGUGUCUCGCCGACGAUACCAAGCCGCAUCUGGAGGAUGAGUUGCGCCCUGGCUGCAAGGGACAUCACUCGUGGGAGUCACCAUUGCCCGUGUCCCUCGUCUUUCUCGUUGACCGAUCGGCCGGCGAUGUCAAGGCCUCGAAGACGAGCUUCUUCUACAGCACCAUCGCCUGCGUGCUGCCCGCCGAGGCAAAGUUGAUGUUGAUCGAUCUGCCGAUGCGCGAGGCACCCGUCUGGACGGACAGCAAGGGCUUAAGGUUGGCCCUCAACGGCUCGGCACCCAUUUCCAAAGCCUCGUUCGGCGACGAUGUGCGGAACGUGCAUCUCAUUCUGGUCACGGACCAAGAAGAGUUGGAACGCCACCCAGACUGCGACAUCCGGAAGCACUUCUCGUCGUUUGCCCAUCGACUCGGAAGCGUGGAUCCGUUGCGUGUGCAUUUGGAUACGAUUCUCGUCGGCUCGGAGCGUAAACUCCCCGGGAAACGCGCGACGAUCCCGGCGUGGACGACGAUCUUUGAGAAAUUCGGCGAGAAACAGUACGUGAGGGAGGACUCGUACAAGGAGAAGCGCUAUGGUGACGUGGUCGACGAGUUUUCCGCGUACAUUGACAAGAUAUUCACGGAGACGCGCCUCGUUAAUGAUGUGCUGAUUGGGGGAAGAAAAGGAGGAGAAGCGGAUGGGACCGAUCGACACCACCAUCACGCACAACAAAG